Trichomonas vaginalis G3 is the source of this 1407-nucleotide messenger RNA. RefSeq names its product proteasome regulatory particle assembly. Gene Ontology annotation, molecular function: protein binding. The transcript has a single exon. The record is from RefSeq and is a predicted model, not a curated record. Bases 1 to 1407 code for a protein of 468 amino acids. Lineage: Eukaryota; Parabasalia; Trichomonadida; Trichomonadidae.
AUGUCAAUGGAUCAAGACAUUGCACAGGAAUUAACAGGAGCUGAUUUAAUUAGAACAUAUGCUGAUUAUAUUGAUGCAAUGAGAAGUAUAUAUAAACUCACAAAUGACAAGGUUGAAAGCACUUUUAUCAAAGUUAAAGAAAUCUUGAUAAAUAAAUAUCAUUUAAAAACAUCGGACAUUCUAUUAAUAGUGGGAAGAUGUCUUUAUUUUAGGGAUCGUUACAUGAAAGCAUAUUUAAAGCUCUAUGACUUGAUUAACAGUCUUAAAAAUAAUAAAAUAAAUCCGUGGUUUGUAACUGAACUCAAAGAUGUUAUCUCUGCAUUCGAAAAUAACAAGCAAAUAACAGACAGUUCUUUUGGAGACUACUACGAACUUUUGAAACCAAAAUCAUUAUUUAAUUCAAUCAUGAAUGAUGAUCUCGAAACAAUGAUAUACAUAGUCAAUCAGCCAGGUUUUCACAUCAAUAUCAAAAUGAACAAAUGUUUAUUUAAUGCUGAGGAGAAAUUCAAUCUUUUGGAAGUUUGCUCUUAUUAUGGUUCAGAAAAAUGCUAUUUAUAUUUAAGACAGAAUCAUAAUUUUGAACCUUCUUAUUUUUCGAUUGCAUUAUCAUUCUUAGGUGGAAAUCCACGGAUUAUACAUGAAUCAUUACCUUUAAUAGAUUCUUCAAAUAUUAGUGAAUGUGUUAAAUAUGCAAUUAUAUCACACAACAUCGAUUUUUUCAACUAUUUAAAUAACAACUUUCCUCAUCAAGAUAUUUGUUAUAUUGUAACAGAUUAUUAUAAUCUUGAAGCAUUUUUGAUAGCAAUUGAUUCAGGACAAAUAUCUUCUUUUGAUAAUCAUCAACUCAGAUUCAAUAUUGAUGAUUUACUUGUAUAUAUAUUUAAAAAAUUCAAGCAAAGUGCAGUCAAAAAAUUUGAUAUUUUACAUGCAUUUUAUUAUUAUAAAAUUCCAAAAACUAUUAUAUGCGCCAUCGAAAGUGGAGCCAAUUUCACAAAAACAGCUCUUCAUUAUGCUACAAUACAUAAAUCGAAAGAAAUAGUUGAGGUUUUAAUUUCACACGGAUUAGAUAUCAACGCAAAAGAUAAAGAUGGAGUAACUCCACUUCAUUACGCAGCAAUGAAAAGUUUAGAUAUGGUAGAAUUCCUUAUUUCACACGGAGCAGAUAUUAAUGCAACAACACACCAAAGAAAAACUGCUCUUUAUUUUGCACAAUAUUUUGGCGAAAACGAUACAGCAGAAUUUCUUAUUUCACAUGGUGCAAAGGAAAAAUCAGGAGAACAUGAAGAAAAUGAUGAAUUUGAUGAAGAUUAUGAAUAUAAUCAAUAUUACGAAGUUGAAGACGUUGAUGAAUAUAAUUUAUAUGGCGAUAUGAUGAUGACGAUGAUGCUGAAGAAGGUGAUAAUUUAA